AGACAUUUAACCGCAGAAGCAGCAGCAGUGUUUGAAGACGAAGGAAGGGGCCGAGAAGAUAGAUGGCUGACUGGGGGCCCGUGCUCAUCGCGGUGCUCUUCUUCGUGCUCCUCACGCCGGGGCUGCUCUGCCAGAUCCCCGGCAGCGGCCGGGGCAUCCCGGAGUUCCACAGCAUGCGCACCAGCGGCGUCGCCAUCUUCGUCCACACCCUCCUCUUCUUCGGCUUCUGCGCCAUCUUUAUGGUCGCCAUCGGGGUCCACCUCUACGCCGGAUAGCUAGUAGAUACAUGUUGAUCGACGGUCGGUCGAUCCAGUGGACUUUUUUUUUUUUGCAUGCCGAGAUUUCUAGCUAGUACCACUAGUCAGCAGCAAUAAUACCGAUACGCAUGCAUUUGUUGUAUACUGUAGUCUACCAACUCGUGUACUCUUUGCACGGGCUAUACAUCUUAGAAUAUAUACGUACACUGUACUCCUACACGAGUAUCAAACUACUUUGCAGCCCGCUGCUGCUGCUUAAA
Molecule: messenger RNA, 517 nt
Organism: Zea mays
Lineage: Eukaryota; Viridiplantae; Streptophyta; Magnoliopsida; Poales; Poaceae
Exons: 1
Coding region: 63-275 (70 amino acids)
Source: RefSeq, marked validated